ACCAAUCAAUCCCCACGCAGGACGAGCAGGCGAUUGCAGAGCUCUUCGGUCGCUGAGGGACGGAGGUCGGUCGGGAUGGCGCUGCUCCAGCGGGGCCUCUCCAGAGGGAUUGCCUCAGCGACGAAGCUCGAGAGGCUGGCGGGGCUGGAGAGGCCGGUGCUUGGAAGCAAUGUACAUAACAAAUCUAGACUAUCAAGCUCAUUGCCAGAAGAACAGAAGGCAUAUUUACAAACUGGACCCGAUUUACAAGACUUUGUUUCUGGGGAGCUUUCAGACAAAACUAAGUGGGCAGAAUAUAAAGGCAAGUUAAAGCGUCAAAAAGGAGAACGGCUGAGACUACCUCCAUGGCUGAAAACUGAGAUUCCAAUUGGGAAAAAUUAUAACAGAUUGAAGAACACGUUGCGUAGUUUAAAUCUUCAUACGGUGUGUGAGGAAGCACGGUGUCCAAACAUUGGAGAGUGCUGGGGUGGGGGUGAAUAUGCUACUGCAACAGCAACCAUAAUGCUGAUGGGAGAUACGUGUACGAGAGGUUGUCGCUUCUGCUCAGUCAAAACAGCAAAAAGUCCCCCUCCAUUAGAUCCUGAUGAACCAUUUAAUACGGCAAAAGCAAUAAGCGAAUGGGGGUUGGAUUAUGUUGUAUUGACCUCUGUGGAUAGAGAUGAUAUUCCUGAUGGUGGAGCAGCUCACUUUGCAAAGACUGUUUCACACUUAAAGAAAAUCAAUCCCAAGAUCCUGGUGGAAUGCUUAACUCCGGAUUUCCGAGGGGAUCUAAAAGCAGUGGAAGAAGUUGCUUUGUCUGGACUAGAUGUGUAUGCCCACAAUGUGGAGACAGUUCCAGAAUUGCAGAGAAAUGUUCGUGAUCCUCGAGCAAAUUUUGACCAGUCCCUGAGUGUCUUGAAGCACGCCAAGAAGGUUCAGCCUGAUGUAGUUUCUAAAACAUCCAUCAUGCUCGGUUUAGGUGAAACAGACGAGCAAAUAUACGCCACACUGAAAUUAUUACGUGAAGCAGAUGUGGAUUGUUUAACAUUGGGACAAUACAUGCAACCAACAAAGCGACAUUUAAAGGUUGAAGAGUAUGUUACUCCUGAGAAGUUUAAAUAUUGGGAAAAAGUAGGAAAUGAUCUUGGAUUUCACUACACAGCUAGCGGGCCUCUUGUGCGUUCUUCAUACAAAGCAGGUGAAUUCUUCUUGAAAAACUUGGUACAGAAAAGGAAGACAAAAGACAUCUGAAUCCUGUAGGAGGAAUUCUGUAGCUCUUAAUGGGUAGUAUUCCAGAUGGUUGCAUCACAAACUGUGGAAGGAAUAGGCAUUCAGAAGGUUUGUGUUGAUUUAUCAGAAUUAAACGUAACCUUGAAAUAUUAAAUGUUCUGGUACUUUUUCAAAUAUAAUUUCAAUUGUUAUGUAUUUAAUGGCUUUAAUGAGUUUGUACUCUAGUACAAGAAAGUUGAUGGCAGAAGCCACAGGAAGAGAUAUACACACAUUUGGAAAAUUAGUGUUUAAUGUAUAUUUGAAAUACAGUACAAAUCAUGAAAUAAAAAUAUCACCUGAACGCAAUGUGUUUAUUAAAGUGCUUCAAUUAAACCAGUAUUUAUACUUUCUUCACUAUCCUUUUAAUUUUUUCAUCCUAAAAGUCAGUGAACAAGUAUUAUUUUGAGGUAGCAUUUAGUCAAACUGAAGCAAGUUUUCAGUUUUAUCACUUUUUAAGGGUUACCUUUUCAAACUCUGGAUAGGAUUAGGUAUGGUAGAUGUUCACAUGCUUACAUAGAAUUUUACCUGACAGUAAUAAGAGUCCAGUGGGUGUGAGCAUGCCAGUAAUAGAUUCAGAGGUCAUGGAUAUAGAACCAUACAUGGCACUUGUCUUCCUCAGGGAUCAUUCAUUUGCAACAGCUCUGUUUCUAGAAAAGGCAGAACACUGUGAAGGUCUCUCUGCAACAUAUUAUAUCCCAAUUUUCCUGCAACUAUCACAGGAACACAGCGUAUGAUGUAUUUUUUGAUGCAGAAAAUUUAAUUUUGCGGUUACCCUUACAGUGUCCCUUCAUGAACUUGAUGCACGAACUAGAAUUAUAGCAGAAAAUUUAAUUCAGUAUUGACAUGAGAUAUAUACAACUAUAUCUUCACAGUCAGCCCUGCAAAGCCCCCCCCCCCCCCCCCCCGAUUCUCUACCUUGGGCUUCUGGUGGGAAUGGGCCUACCUUGCCAGGCCAGUGUGUAGGAAAAGUUAUAGGCCCUGGGAGAAAAGGCCUGAUCCAAGCAAAAGGAGGAGGGAACAGCCCACUCUUUAUAUGGUAGUGGUGCCUGAUUGGUGGGGGGGUUAGAGAGUGUUGCUGAACUACAGAAAGUAGAGGACGCCAGGAGGAGAGAGGGAUUGAGUAGAGAGGAGUCUGAGGAGAAAAAGGGAAGUGUUUAGAGCUCGGAGAGAAGAGCCUCUGUGAGGGGGGAAUUAAGUAAUACCUUCGAAGGAGAAGUGCUACAUUUUUUUAGAAAGCCUCUAAGGGACAGAGGGCUUAUAUUAGGAGCUUCCAGAAGGGAGGACUGAAGAGUUUUGAAAAGCCCAAUUAGUUUUCCUAUGAAUGAACAUAGUUCUGUGGAAGACAAGUUAAGGAAUCAUUUUCUUUUAAGGAAACAGCUUGAUAAUCUUCUGAAACCAUUACAUGUCUAAACCUCUCCUAAUAUCUGAGCAACCUUGUUCUAGAUCAAAUAAACUUCACAAAUCUAUUUAUACUUCA
Anolis carolinensis (green anole) is the source of this 2725-nucleotide messenger RNA. RefSeq names its product lipoic acid synthetase (gene lias). Gene Ontology annotation, molecular function: lipoate synthase activity; 4 iron, 4 sulfur cluster binding. Gene Ontology annotation, biological process: lipoate biosynthetic process. The transcript is spliced from 11 exons. Gene Ontology annotation, cellular component: mitochondrion. The record is from RefSeq and is a predicted model, not a curated record. Lineage: Eukaryota; Metazoa; Chordata; Lepidosauria; Squamata; Anolidae. Bases 76 to 1230 code for a protein of 384 amino acids.